UCUCCAGGUCCACGCCCGACAGGGCCCCUCCCCAGCGCUCGCAGGAAAAUUCCGAGCACGCCAUUUCGUGCUCCCCAGGGCUUGUCCGUACCUUACACGGUUUUGUUAUGAGCUGGUUUGCACUUGGCUCAGAACAAGCGGAGCCAGACCAAGCACUUGGAGGAAAGCUGAGGGGAGAGGCGGGAAAACCACAACUCCCAUGAGGCAGCGGGGACGCGGGGCCCACAGCUCCCAGCAUCCUCCGCGGGGCUCAAGGGUGUCAGCGCAGGUGGCGCCGCGUGAGGCCGCUAAGGGCUCCCGAAAGUUGUGGCGAAAAAGCGGCCUUUCGGGAUGGCAGCGUCUGAGAAAGAGACCGAGGCCCUGACAGAGCUGGACGUAGCGCGUGGCCUGGAGAACUUGCCCGUGAGCGCCUGGCCCCCGGGGGCGUGGCCGGCGCCCUUCCAGUACACCCCGGAUCACGUGCUGGGACCCGGAGCAGAUGUGGACCCCGCUGAAAUCACCUUUCCCGGGUGCACGUGCGUCGCGGGCCCCUGCGUCCCCGGCACCUGCUCCUGCCUGCGCGGCGGGGAGCACUACGAUGGCGGCGGGCGCCUCAGAGAUCUGGGCUCGGACGCCAAGCACGCCAGGCCGGUCUUCGAGUGCAACGUCCUGUGCGGCUGCGGCGAGCGCUGCGGCAACCGGGUGGUGCAGCGCGGCCUGCAGUUCCCGCUGCAGGUGUUCCUGACCGAGAGGAAGGGCUGGGGGCUGCGCGCCCUGGAGCGCAUUCCCGCGGGGAGGUUCGUCUGCGAGUACGCGGGGGAGGUGCUGGGACCCUCCGAGGCGCGGCGCAGAGCGCGCGCGCAGACUGCUCGGGACCCCAACUACAUCCUCGCCGUCCGGGAGCACGUCGGUGCCGGGCCAGUGAUGGAGACCUUCGUGGACCCCACCCACGUGGGGAACGCGGGAAGGUUCCUCAAUCACUCCUGUGAGCCCAACCUCCUGAUGAUUCCCGUCCGAGUCGACUCCAUGGUGCCCAAGUUGGCACUUUUUGCAGCCAAGGACAUUUUGCCAGGAGAAGAACUCUCCUACGACUACUCGGGAAGGUUUCUUAAUCAAGUGGACGGUGAAGACAAGGAAGGGCCAGAUGACGAGAAACCGAGGAAACCCUGUUACUGCGGCGCCAGGUCCUGCGGCGCCUUCCUGCCCUACGACAGUUCAUUGUUCCGCACCUUAGGAGAGCCAGACAGCCAUUAGGACGGCAGCUCCCACCCGCACGCCUGGCUGGCAGGACCCACUUCUGCCCUCCUCUCCCGUCAGCACCUUCCCUGGAGGGACGUCUGCUGGUGCCAGGCAGCUUGCAGGAGGCCAGUGGUUGUCAGCCUGGCUGCAUCAUUUAAACUCAGGAAUGUGGCAGAGACUGCAACUUGUCCACCAAUCUCCUUCCUCCCCACUUUUACAAUAGAAUCCUCAUUUUUACCUAGGUAAUGACUAACCAGAGUACUUGCCUUCCUAGUUAGAUGUGGCUAGGUGAUUAUGUUCUAGCUUAUGGGACAGAAGCAAAAAUGUUGUGUCCUUCCCUCUCUUUUGUCCUGUAAGCUGGAAUGUAUACACGAAGGCUGGAGCCAGGGCAGCCAUUCUAAACUCCAAACUGACCCGAGGAAAGGGUCACAAAUAGAAAUCAACAAAAACAGAAGAGCAUAGGUGUCUGG
Sciurus carolinensis (gray squirrel) is the source of this 1688-nucleotide messenger RNA. RefSeq names its product histone-lysine N-methyltransferase SETMAR. Gene Ontology annotation, molecular function: protein binding; zinc ion binding; histone H3K9 methyltransferase activity. The transcript is spliced from 2 exons. Bases 331 to 1233 code for a protein of 300 amino acids. The record is from RefSeq and is a predicted model, not a curated record. NCBI's taxonomy places the organism in Eukaryota, Metazoa, Chordata, Mammalia, Rodentia, Sciuridae. Gene Ontology annotation, cellular component: nucleus.